AUGUCAUACUUUCUCCCAGACGAGGCGAUCAUCGAAAUUCUCUCAAGAUUGCCGGUGAAGUCGCUCAUCAAAUUCAGAUGCGUUUCCAAGACAUGGCGCUCUCUAAUCUCCAGCCCCUUCCUCAUCGCCAACCAUCUCAAUCUCGCUCUUUCCAAUCCCCAAUACCCACCCUUCAUUCUUUUCCGGUAUUCCGAUGAUCAACUCCAGAAAGAGCGCUUCACCCUCCAUUCUUCGGAUGACCCAUUCCCUCAGAAACAAUCUCGUGAGGAAGAGGAAGAGGAAGCAGAAGCGGGUUUCUUUGAUUAUCCGUCAGUCACUCCACAACACCAGGGUGCGAUUCGCCGCAAUGUGAUCGUGACGUUUGGUAUGGAGGAUGAGGCAUUUGGUGAAAUGGGUAUGCCUAAGAGUUUGGAAGGGGUGGAUAAUUUGGACUUUUUUGUUACAUUAGUUGAUGGGUUGCUUGCGUUUCUCCCUCAUGGCGGAGCCAGCGAGUUUCACUCCUUGUGGGUGAUGAAAAAGUAUGGAGUACUGGAAUCUUGGACCAAGCUGUGA
Molecule: messenger RNA, 552 nt
Organism: Alnus glutinosa
Lineage: Eukaryota; Viridiplantae; Streptophyta; Magnoliopsida; Fagales; Betulaceae
Product: putative F-box protein At1g47790
Exons: 2
Coding region: 1-552 (183 amino acids)
Molecular function (GO): protein binding
Source: RefSeq, a predicted model, not a curated record